Phyllostomus hastatus (greater spear-nosed bat) is the source of this 1094-nucleotide messenger RNA. RefSeq names its product small cell adhesion glycoprotein (gene SMAGP). The coding region runs from base 224 to 511 and encodes 95 amino acids. The transcript is spliced from 4 exons. NCBI's taxonomy places the organism in Eukaryota, Metazoa, Chordata, Mammalia, Chiroptera, Phyllostomidae. The record is from RefSeq and is a predicted model, not a curated record.
ACGUGGAGGAGGGGAGCUGGGGAGGGCGGAGAGCCAGGCGAGCCCGGUCGCCCACACUCGCACUGCAGCCACGCCGGCCCCGGCAGGAACUGAAACGGAGCGUGGCCGGAGCUCGGCCCUGGGCUGGAGCCUCCCGUCACGGCUGCUGGGCCACCCACGGAGCACGGCGGGCCCGCGGCGUGCAGAUUUGCUCGUUCCUCAAGGUGCCCAUCCACUUGCUGCAAUGACUAGCUUCCCAACCACGCCUUCUCCAAGAGAACUGACCACCCCAAUCCAGCAGAUCACUGAGACUCUGCCCCCAGAUGUGGAAGCCAGCACAGCACUCAUUGCAGUUGUUAUCACCGUGGUCUUCCUCACCCUGCUCUCAGUCGUGAUCUUGAUCUUCUUUUACCUGUACAAGAACAAAGGCAGCUACGUCACCUACGAACCUGCAGAAGGAGAGCCCAGCACCAUCCUUCAGAUGGAGAGUGACUCAGCCAAGGGCAGGGAGAAGGAGGAAUAUUUCAUCUAGUGAUUCCCAGGCCCCAAGGAGCUUAUCCAGGCUCCAGUGCUAACACACUGACUAUUUAAUUUAUUAGGUGAAACUUUUAUCUAAAACCAGUGAGAAGCAUUGAUUGAUAUGGGCAAACCUGAGCUCCUUCCAGGAGGAGGCCCAAAUCCAGCAUCACUGACACCAGGAACCAGGGACAUGGAGAAAGCUACUUAUGUCUUUAGCCAGGGCCUUUGUAACACUGCAGUGUUUGUGACUGACCAGCAAGAUGGAGCCAUACCAGGCAACAUUUGAGUAUGUGCCCAAUCAUCUUCAGUUUUUUUCACAGGUCAAAGGGGAGAAGAGAGUUAAAGUCACUGGCUGCUCCUCUGCCCCCUGCCUGGUCACCUAGUGAUAGCCUGAGUGGAGAGAGCAUCCAUACUCCUUCCCAGAGGCUGGAUGCCACAGUGAAAGGCCAGGCCAGGAGGGAGAGAAGACUAUGUAGAGACCUUACCUCCUGGUCAAUGUGCAGCAUCCCUUCAUCUGAGCCCAUCCUUUAGGUAUUCCCUAACGCCGUACUUAAUGCUAUUUUUAUCAGAAUUAAAAUUUUUCAUUGACUCAGAAA